AUGACUAAGCAGAAAGGUGUUGAUUAUUCAUUCAGAUUAAAGCUUGGGUGCUUUAUCCAGGUGAUUGUCUUCUUUUCUAUGACCCUCAGUGUCCUGUUGCCGAAGAACUGGACUCAUUUCUACUUUGCAUUUGUCAUGUUCAACGUCUUAAUCAGUGCUGUUGGUGCAUGCUUGGCUCAGGUGGGUAUUAUUGCACUAGUAAAUAUUCAAGGAUCGUUGUAUGCGAAUGCAAACGUUGUUGGUAACGCUCUGGCUGGAGUUCUACCGUCGGUUUCCAUGAUAGUGGCUGUUCUAACAAACGGUCAUGAUACCCAGAAUAGAGCUUAUGAGGCUGCUAAAUACUUCCUCACGAGUGUUGCCGUUACAUUGACUUCUUUAAUACUUUUGGUGGUCAUGGAACGUGCAGAAUCUUAUUCUACAAGCUCACUUCAUGCCAAUGAUGAAUCCUGUGAUACUUCUACAACCGAGUAUGUCUCUUUCCAUCAUCUCUGGUCCCUCUUGGGACUUGUCGAAACAACUAUUAUAAUAACUUUCUCAAUAACCUUGGCCUUUCCCAUCUUUGCAUCAGCUAUAGAAUCUCCCACUGUUGAUAAGAAGGUUUUCAUCCCUCUAGUCUUCCUAAUCUGGAAUUUAGGGGACUUGACAGGACGGAUUGUAUGUGCCUGGCCGUUCUUUGUUCUCAAAACUCAGUCUAAAAUGAUUGGUUACUCAUUGCUUCGUCUUUUGUUUAUUCCUCUAUUUCUUGGCUGCAACAUUAGGGGUCAUGGUAGUGGCUGGAUCGAUGACUUCUUUUACAUUUUACUUCAAUUUCUCUUUGGAUUCACUAAUGGCCAGCUUUUCUCCUCAAGUUUCAUGCUUAUUGGUCAAUUGCUAAGAACUGAGGAUGAAAAGAAGGCUGCUGGUGGUUUUACUGCUUUGGUCAUCAACGUUUCCCUUCUUCUAGGAAGUAUAAUGAGCUAUCUAGUCGUCUAUAUGAUCGGCGGUCGUGUGUCACCCAAAUCCUUUCUUUUUGUGUAA
Messenger RNA from Brettanomyces nanus, 1017 nucleotides. RefSeq lists its product as uncharacterized. Gene Ontology annotation, biological process: nucleoside transmembrane transport. The transcript is spliced from 2 exons. Gene Ontology annotation, cellular component: plasma membrane; fungal-type vacuole membrane. Gene Ontology annotation, molecular function: nucleobase transmembrane transporter activity; nicotinamide riboside transmembrane transporter activity. The record is from RefSeq and is a predicted model, not a curated record. NCBI's taxonomy places the organism in Eukaryota, Fungi, Ascomycota, Pichiomycetes, Pichiales, Pichiaceae. The coding region runs from base 1 to 1017 and encodes 338 amino acids.